AUGAGCUUAAUUCAAAAGUUUCACAACCAAAAUCAAACACCAAUGAUAGAUAGUGAAAGAAUAGCACACUGGAAGAAGACCAAAGUAGUGGGUAUUAUUGGUCUGGGUGAUAUGGGCUUAUUAUAUGCUCAAAAGUUUUCUUCAGCUGGCUGGAAUGUUGUAUGCUGUGAUAGACCUGAGCUCUAUGACGCGAUUAAAGAAAAGUAUAAGGACGAAACGUUUAAAGUACUCGCCAAUGGACAUUUAGUUUCUCGAGUAAGUGACUAUGUCAUUUACAGUGUUGAAGCCGAAAAUAUAGACAAGAUCGUGGCCCUUUACGGACCUUCUACAAAAGUAGGCUCUAUCGUAGGCGGGCAGACUAGUUGCAAAAGCCCAGAGAUUGCAGCUUUUGAAAAACACCUUCCUGCAGAUACUGAUAUUGUAACAGUACACUCGUUGCACGGGCCACGUGUUAAUACCGAAGGACAACCUUUAGUGUUGAUCAAGCAUCGCUGUUCUACGCCUGACUCAUUUCCUUUUGUCGAGGCAAUAAUGUCAUCUUUGAAAAGCAAGCACGUUUAUUUGACUUACGAGGAGCACGAUAAGAUCACUGCUGAUACUCAGGCAGUAACACAUGCUGCAUUUUUGAGUAUGGGAGCUGCAUGGUAUAAGAUUAAGCUUUAUCCAUGGACCAUAGGUAUUGACAGAUGGUAUGGUGGCCUUGAAAACGCCAAAGUGAACAUUUCAUUGAGAAUAUAUUCCAAUAAAUGGCAUGUUUACGCUGGAUUGGCAAUCACCAAUCCGGCUGCUCAUGAGCAGAUAUUGCAAUAUGCCACAAGUGCGACGGAGCUUUUCUCACUCUUUGUUCAACAUAAAAGAGCCGAGCUUACCGAACGUUUACUCAAAGCUAAAGGAUUUGUAUUCGGAAAUCAUUCUGGAUUACUUCUCUUGGAUGAUUCAAUUUUAGAGAAGUAUUCUCUGGCCAAGCAUCAGCCAUAUGAAGGUCAAACGACGUUAGCUAACUCCCACCUUUCAUUGCUAGCAAUUGUGGAUUGUUGGUGCAGGCUUGGAAUCAAUCCUUAUGAUCAUAUGAUUUGCUCCACUCCUUUAUUCAGGAUAUUUUUAGGUGUCUCAGAGUAUCUAUUUCUCACGCCUGGUCUUCUUGAAACCACUAUUGACGCUGCCAUAAACGGAGAUGCGUUCAGAGCUGAUGACCUAGAAUUCGUAAUUGCAGCAAGGUCUUGGAGCUCUAUCGUAUCAUUUGGAAGCUUUGAUCUCUACAAAAAGCAGUUCGAAGAAGUACAAGAAUUCUUUAAGCCAAUGCUUGCAGAAGCAAACACGAUUGGAAAUGAAAUGAUUAAAACAAUUUUAAGUCAUUCUAAAUAA
Lachancea fermentati is the source of this 1365-nucleotide messenger RNA. Lineage: Eukaryota; Fungi; Ascomycota; Saccharomycetes; Saccharomycetales; Saccharomycetaceae. The record is from the annotation of a GenBank genome assembly.